UCUGAUGCGAACGUUCGAGCGAGUUAGUCAAGUUAUAUUUAGUCGUUGACGUGAGAAUUCUUGUUUGUCGCCGCUAUCGAGACCGAGCAGAGGACGAGGCCGAGGACCAUCCCCAGCAGGAAGAGGUGUUAUCGGUGAAGUUGCCCAUCUUCCCUUACAAAUCGACAUGGAACGUGUCUUACCGGAGAAGAAAUUUUUAGAAAGAAAUUCGCUCCUAACUGAUCUCUACGAGAUCACGCACAUUCGCACGGUUUACAAUAUAUUUAUGGUGACUUUUAUACUGCUUCUUCUCGACACCGCUGUACAUGACAUCAUAGAGUCUGGAACGUUGGUCCUCGGAACCGUCACGAUAUGUAACGGUUUCGCAAAAUUACCGACUUGUUUGUACAUUUGGUCGCUCAUGCUAAUCUCGACAUUCGGUGUUUACGUUGCAUUCAAUUUCUGGUCUUCUCAACGAUUACGGUAUUCGUCAAAAUCUCUGGCCCGGAAACUAUGGGAUUACAGUUGGCUAACAAUCUUCAUAAUUUAUCAAGUUCUUCUUAUAAUUAUUCCAAACAGAGCGAUGAUUAGAGAGAAUUUAGGCAUAGUUUGCAAUAUCAUCAUAAUUAUGGAACAAUUACGUAUUAUAAUGAAGAAUCAUGCUUUCGUUAGAAGUGUGACACCUAGAUUUCUCUCAUACAAACCCCAUAACGACGUUUCACCACCGAACGUACCACGAUUUUCCCAUUAUUUGUAUUUCCUGUUCGCGCCGACUAUUAUAUACCGCGAUGAAUAUCCGAGGACAAAAAAAAUCAGAUGGAUGUUUGUGUGUCAAUAUUUCGGCGAGGUCGUCCUGGUGAUAUUUUAUUACACCUUCAUUCUGGAGCGCUUAGUGGCGCCGGUCUUUCGAACCUUCGACACAUGGCCUCUGGAAUCGACGUGGUUCAUCAAGAUUAUUAUCGGAGCGAGCAUUCCCGGGUUCCUCUUCUUCAUGAGCUCAAACUAUCUUCUGCUGCAUGCGUGGAUGAACGCCUGGGCCGAGAUGCUGCGAUUCGCCGACCGAUUGUUUUAUAAGGAUUGGUGGAAUUCCACAUCCUUUCCUAUGUGGAAUCGUACGUGGAACGUGAUAGUACACGAUUGGCUCUACACGUAUCUCUACAAGGACAUGUAUGAGAUCGUGGUACCACGCAACAAGCCGUUGGCAAUCUUCACUGUGUUUCUCGUAUCUGGAGUUUGUCACGAAUAUAUAGCCAUGUUUGCUUUACGUUUCUUUUAUCCGGUGAUGUUGAUCCUAUUCGGCGGCCUCAACUUUGUUCUGGUGCUUAGCAACAUAAGCUUCAACAACCUUACCAUGUGCAUGAUCUGCUGCCUCAGCAAUGGCAUCAUAAUGAGCACUUACGCGAUGGUAUAUUAUACCAAUUAUAACUGUUUGUCCUAUUCCAACUAUUAUGCCGACUUGCUUCUACCGCAAAGUUGGAACUGUCAGCGUGAGUGAGAUUAAAAAAAAAAUAAAGAAAUGAAAACGAACAAAAUUGAGAAAGUCAAUAAUAAUGCACACAUUUUAUCGAAUAAAAUGAUACUUCAUUUUUCUCAUUUGAGUGAGAAGUUCAAGUGUGGCGAUAAUCGAUAAUACGCAAACAUGGAAAAUCUCAAUUAAAGAAAUUUUAUCAGACACAUUAAAGUCGCAUAUUUCUCUAUAGCUAUUUUA
Molecule: messenger RNA, 1687 nt
Organism: Camponotus floridanus (Florida carpenter ant)
Lineage: Eukaryota; Metazoa; Arthropoda; Insecta; Hymenoptera; Formicidae
Product: sterol O-acyltransferase 1-like
Exons: 7
Coding region: 167-1474 (435 amino acids)
Biological process (GO): cholesterol metabolic process
Cellular component (GO): endoplasmic reticulum membrane
Source: RefSeq, a predicted model, not a curated record